This is a messenger RNA of Schistosoma turkestanicum, 3330 nucleotides long. The record is from the annotation of a GenBank genome assembly. NCBI's taxonomy places the organism in Eukaryota, Metazoa, Platyhelminthes, Trematoda, Strigeidida, Schistosomatidae.
AUGGCUACAUCUGAGCUAAUGGAAUCUGCUAAAUUAAAUGUUCAAGAAAUAGGUUUUGUUGACAAAUUACCAGAUGAACAAGCAUUGAAACGAUUUCUAUCCAACUAUUUACCAUUCUCUCUUAUGAACUUACCAAAUUCGAAUACACUACAUCAUCAUGGAAAUGAUUUGUCAACUGUUGCUUCUAUGAACACAAUGAUGACACCUGUACCAUCAAUAACAACAACAACAACAAAUAGUAUGACAGUAACAUCAUUGUCAAGUACGGAUAUGAAGUUGAAAAAUUCCAAUUUACUAUCAGAUCGUUCACUUGCAUUCAUGUCAAAUAGUUACAUUCGAGAAUUGAAUAAUGAUACAAAAGAUGAUGGUGAUGGACAUAAGCUGAAUGAUAAAAAUUCUCAAAUUAAUUUAUACAAUGAAGUCAGUAAUCAUCAUAACCACAAUAAACAAAAUAUAAACUUAUUGAACAUGAAUUCUUCUCCAGCCUAUGAUUGGAUGUUAAAUCCGCAAAAAUUAUUUUCCACAUUAAUGAUGGCCAAAGCUGAUCGUGUACAUAUGGGGUCAGAUUACGAUGAAUAUCGUAUGUUACCAAAACCUUCAAUAUUUGGUAUACCAGAAAAACUUCCAACUCCUAAUUUGUCAAAUCGUGAACAAAAUAAUAUCACUCAAAAGGAAAUUGAAUCACUUAUAUCAUCAACAAUCACACUUCCUGUAGUAUCAACUCUAUCAAGUACUGCUAGUAAUACAACAAGUAAUUCUAGAAUAACAUCACCUAUUAAAGUGAAUAGUUUAUCAAGUGAAAUACAUCAAUCAACUUAUGCAACCAGUACACCAAAUAAACCUUGUAAACAUGACAAACAAGAAACAGAUUUUAAACCUAACACUAAUGUUACAAAUGAAUCAUUUCAAACUAGUUCUUUACCAUUUUCAUCGCAAGAAAUUAUUAGAGUAUGCCAGACAUUUGAAGAAGCAGGUGAUAUUGAACACCUUAGCCGAUUUUUAUGGUCACUUCCAUUAAAUCCUAAUUUAUGGGAAGUAUUGAAUAAAAGUGAAGUAAUUUUAAGAGCUAGAGCACUUGCAGCAUUUCAUACAAGAAAUUUUCGUGAACUGUAUGCAAUUUUAGAAAGACAUACAUUUUCUAAAUCAUCCCAUGUUAAACUUCAAGCUUUAUGGCUUGAAGCGCAUUAUCAAGAAGCAGAGAAUCUUCGUGGUCGUCCACUUGGUCCAGUUGAUAAAUACCGUGUACGAAAGAAAUUUCCUAUGCCUAGAACAAUUUGGGACGGUGAACAAAAAACACAUUGUUUUAAAGAGCGUACCAGAGGUUUAUUACGUGAAUGGUAUCUUCAAGAUCCUUAUCCAAGUCCAGCGAAAAAGCGUGAAUUAGCUAAUGCAACUGGUUUAACUCCAACACAAGUUGGUAACUGGUUCAAAAAUCGACGACAACGUGAUCGUGCAGCAGCAGCUAAAAAUCAACAACUGGAUAACUCUGAUAGUGAUGGAGAACCGGAUAAUGAAAUCAGUUCAGAUGAUACAGAUAGAAAAGAUAAUAAUGAUGAUGGAAGAGGAAGAAGGCAUACAUCGCAUUCGGAUUCAUCAAGAUUUCAAUCGGCUUUCAAUGUUAAUCGUUUCUGUAUACCAGUUACAGAAGAAAGAUUAACAAAAGAAAAAUUUGAAAAUUAUGAAAAAGAUGAAUAUGAUAGUGGUAUAAAAUGCAAUAAAGUUCAUCACAAUUCAUCACCACGUGAAGGUGAAAGUGAUAUCUGGUCACCAGGUUCAGAUAAUGAUAGUUUUUUGACUACAAAAAGAGAAAGAAAUUGUGAAGUAAAUCAUGAAUAUGAAAAUCCUAAAAAGCCAUGUUUAAAUCAUGAAUUAACGGAUUUAAAUGAAAAUGAAAUGAAUCAUCCAUCAGUUUUAGGGCAGAAAUCUUCCAAUAUUCAGCCUAGCAUUUUCUCUGAUAACAAGAUAAAUGAUUUUAAGUUCAACUUACAGUCAAGAAAUCUGUUUAAUUUACCUCUUGACGUUUUUGGUGUAGAAGGAAGUAAACGCGCUGAAUUUUCCAAUCUUACAUCACAACGUCCUGAUUUUCCAUAUAACAAUACAGUUCAUGAUUUAAAACCGUCUGAAUCAAUGAAUUAUCUACCAAAGUUAUCAGUAUCACAACCAAUGAAUCUAAACCUCUUUAAUCUCUUUGAACAUUCAUCAGCUACUAAUCAUGAUAAGUUCAAUUUUAAUGAUGCUUUGAAAUAUGCCAAUCUAAAUUUCUUUAACCUUAGUCCAUCAAAAAUAAAUUCGAAUUCACAAAUUCCUUGUAAUUUAACAAAACAGUCAAAUUUAAUAAAAAAUCCAAAUGAAAUACUUCAGAAAAUGCAUAAUAAUACUGAACAUUUAUUUCCUCCAAUAUUCUCACCAUUCCCUUCAUUAUUAACUAAUCCUAUAAAACCUUCUGAAAUGUCCCAAAUAUUAAAAACUGGCCCAAUUAUAAAUUCAUCUUUAUUUGAUACAUCAUCAUUGACACAUUCAAUAAUAUCACCAAAUAAAUUGUUGAAUUAUAGACUGCAUCAACAUCAUAGUGAUGCACGAAAUACUAAUUACUUUAACAGAAGGAUUAUUGAAGAUAAUUUACUUCCUGAGAAUUUAUCUUUAUCUCAAUCAACAAAUCAACAGUGUACCAGUACUAUCAAUAAUAAUUCUCCUAUUAUUAACGAUGCACUUUCAACGAAUCCAUCCUUUCCAGUAUCUUCGUCAUCACCAUCAACAACAUUAAUAUGGCAAAAAAUGUUUGAAUGGUAUUCAAAUCAAAUACAACAACAACAACAACAACAACAACAUCAACAACAGCAAACAAAUCUACAGACAGAUUUAUCGCAUUAUUCAACUCGAAUCAAUGAUGAAAGUGAUGACAGUGAAGUAAAAGGCAAAUUUUAUUCUGGAAACAGUCACAAUGAGAAAAUACCAAGUGAAUCCAACAAUCAUAUUAAUACUGUUCUCAGCCAACAUAAAGAAAACUCUGUCAAUUUAAAUAAGCUUAAUGAUAAUGAAGGUGAUGCGAAAUCAGUUUCAUUGAGCACUGAUAAAACAUUAUCUUCAGCAUAUGAACAGAUGUUAAAUCAUCCAAGUGCUCGUUCAACAUCUUUACAACAUAAAAAGAAAUUUACAGUAAACAGGAAAAGAUCUGUACAUAAUUUGGAAGUUAGCCAAGAAAAAAUGGAUGAAAACGAAGAAGACACAGAAAACCCCUGUAAUAAUUCCCCACCUAACCAAUUGGAUAUUUCAUCAGACCAGAUUCAAGUAUCAUGUGAUAGUUCCGAGGAAUCAUCUUUAGAAGUGUAA